AAACCACAAAGAAAAGGAAAGUUUUAAUUCUGAGAAACUUCACUGAGGAGCAAUUUUUUUUUUUGAGCUUCUAAAAAUAGAGAGGAAAUGAGCCUCUUUGGGUCACUCUAGUUGCCGCCUCCCCUGCCCCAUGCCCGCCCCCACUGCCCACUCAAGGCCAGCCUCUCACAGUGGGUGACUGAGCUGUCUUCAGUGGAAGUCUGAGGCAGAUGCCACGCAAUUCUGGAGCUGGAUACGGCUGCCCACACGGGGACCCCAGCAUGCUGGACAGCAGAGAGACCCCACAGGGGAGCCGGCAGGACAGGAUUGUGGGGACCACCCAAGAAAAAUUGAAAACCAGCUCACUGACUGACAGGCAGCCACUCUCCAAAGAGUCCCUGAACCAUGCUCUCGAGCUCUCAGUGCCAGAGAAGGUGAAUAAUGCCCAGUGGGAUGCUCCAGAGGAGGCGCUGUGGACGACUCGGGCCGAUGGGCGGGUGCGCCUGCGCAUAGACCCCAGCUGCCCACAGCUUCCCUACACUGUGCAUCGGAUGUUCUACGAGGCCCUGGACAAGUACGGGGACCUCAGCGCUUUGGGCUUCAAGCGCCAGGACAAGUGGGAGCACAUCUCCUACUCCCAAUACUACCUGCUCGCCCGCAGAGCCGCCAAGGGCUUCCUGAAGCUUGGCCUGAAGCAGGCCCACAGUGUGGCCAUCCUCGGCUUCAACUCCCCAGAGUGGUUCUUCUCGGCAGUGGGCACAGUAUUUGCAGGUGGCAUCGUCACCGGCAUCUACACCACCAGCUCCCCUGAGGCCUGCCAAUACAUCGCUUAUGACUGCUGCGCCAAUGUCAUCGUGGUCGACACGCAGAAGCAGCUGGAAAAGAUCCUGAAGAUCUGGAAACAGUUGCCACAUCUAAAGGCAGUCGUGAUAUAUAAAGAACCUCCUCCAAACAAGAUGGCCAAUGUGUACACGAUGGAGGAAUUCAUGGAGCUGGGGAAUGAAGUGCCUGAAGAAGCCCUGGACGCCAUCAUUGACACCCAGCAGCCCAACCAGUGCUGUGUGCUAGUCUACACUUCUGGCACCACUGGGAACCCCAAGGGGGUGAUGCUGAGUCAAGACAAUAUCACGUGGACAGCACGGUACGGCAGCCAGGCCGGUGACAUCCGGCCGGCAGAAGUCCAGCAGGAGGUGGUAGUCAGCUACCUGCCCCUCAGCCACAUUGCCGCCCAGAUCUACGACCUGUGGACAGGCAUCCAGUGGGGGGCCCAGGUCUGCUUUGCCGAACCCGACGCCCUGAAGGGGAGCCUGGUGAACACGCUGCGGGAGGUGGAGCCCACAUCACACAUGGGGGUGCCCCGGGUGUGGGAGAAGAUCAUGGAGCGCAUCCAGGAGGUGGCGGCUCAGUCUGGCUUCAUCCGGCGCAAGAUGCUGCUGUGGGCCAUGUCGGUGACCUUGGAGCAGAACCUCACCUGCCCUGGCAGCGACCUGAAGCCCUUCACAACCAGACUGGCAGAUUACCUGGUGCUAGCCAAGGUCCGCCAGGCCCUGGGAUUUGCCAAGUGUCAGAAGAACUUCUAUGGAGCGGCCCCCAUGACGGCAGAGACACAGCGCUUCUUCCUGGGCCUCAACAUCCGCUUGUAUGCAGGCUACGGCCUCAGUGAGACCUCAGGCCCCCACUUCAUGUCCAGCCCCUACAACUACCGGCUGUACAGCUCAGGCAAGGUGGUGCCCGGUUGUCGGGUGAAGCUGGUGAACCAGGACGCAGAGGGCAUUGGCGAGAUCUGCCUAUGGGGCCGCACCAUCUUCAUGGGCUACCUGAACAUGGAGGACAAGACGUAUGAGGCCAUCGACGAGGAAGGCUGGCUGCACACAGGCGAUGCUGGCCGCCUGGAUGCCGAUGGCUUCCUCUACAUCACUGGGCGCCUCAAAGAAUUAAUCAUCACAGCUGGUGGGGAGAAUGUGCCCCCUGUGCCCAUCGAGGAGGCCGUGAAGAUGGAGCUGCCCAUCAUCAGCAAUGCCAUGCUCAUUGGGGACCAGAGGAAGUUCCUGUCCAUGCUGCUCACCUUGAAGUGCACUCUGGACCCAGACACCUCUGACCCGACUGAUAAUCUGACUGAACAAGCUGUGGAGUUCUGCCAGAGGGUGGGCAGCAGAGCCACCAUGGUGUCCGAGAUCGUAGGGAAGAAGGAUGAGGCCGUGUACCAGGCCAUCGAAGAGGGGAUCCGGAGGGUCAACAUGAACGCAGCGGCCCGGCCCUACCACAUCCAGAAGUGGGCCAUUCUCGAGAGAGACUUCUCCAUUUCGGGUGGCGAGUUGGGUCCCACGAUGAAACUGAAACGGCUCACAGUUUUGGAGAAGUACAAAGAUAUCAUUGACUCCUUUUACCAACAGCAAAAAAUGUAAUCAGGGCCUAUGCCUGCAGUUUCUACAGAAUAGAGGGCAGGCGUUCCGAGCCUCUUCCUGAGCCCCAGGUCUCUUCAGUCUGGGCACAGGCAUUUGUGGCAAGUCUGUUAGAUCUCCAGGUCAGGGCACAGCACUGGCUCUACAUUUACCAGGUCUUACACCAACAAUAGCUGACAAUUCCGAGAAGCUUCACGUGUGGGUAGUUUUAAUUCAGUUUAAGUAUUGCUUUAUGUUCAGGUGACAAAUGAGAUCAGCUCUCCUUCCAGAACGAAAGGGCUGAUAAUUUUUGGCCUUAGUUCCAGGUAGAUUAAAAAGCUGCUAGCUCACAUACAGGACAGCCAGCAGCAGGCUGUGGAGGGGGUAGGAGAGAGAUGGCUGAUACUGCUCAUGUGUGCUGCAGGAAAAGCAAUCCGUUACAACUCACCUAGCGACCUGACUUAUUCUGGAAUCUUGGUGGACAUCGCCGACCCUAUUAUUCCAUUACCAGGCACUCCUCCACCACACACAUGCCAACUGACUUGAUGCUUAAUAAAACUGCUGCUGCCUGUUUGAUUCUAUUUAAUGUAUAAUUUGAAUAUUAAACCUUUUAACAGAACUGUCAA
Molecule: messenger RNA, 2986 nt
Organism: Nomascus leucogenys (northern white-cheeked gibbon)
Lineage: Eukaryota; Metazoa; Chordata; Mammalia; Primates; Hylobatidae
Gene: ACSBG1
Product: acyl-CoA synthetase bubblegum family member 1
Cellular component (GO): endoplasmic reticulum; membrane
Molecular function (GO): long-chain fatty acid-CoA ligase activity
Source: RefSeq, a predicted model, not a curated record